This is a messenger RNA of Dothidotthia symphoricarpi CBS 119687, 3189 nucleotides long. RefSeq lists its product as uncharacterized. Gene Ontology annotation, biological process: mismatch repair. Bases 1 to 3066 code for a protein of 1021 amino acids. The transcript has 2 exons. Gene Ontology annotation, molecular function: ATP hydrolysis activity; mismatched DNA binding; ATP-dependent DNA damage sensor activity. Lineage: Eukaryota; Fungi; Ascomycota; Dothideomycetes; Pleosporales; Dothidotthiaceae. The record is from RefSeq and is a predicted model, not a curated record. Gene Ontology annotation, cellular component: MutLalpha complex.
AUGGCAGACGACCCGGUGACCGGUGCAUCACCUGGCAUCGCCGCACUUCCGCCAACAACAGUGAGACAGAUUGGCUCCCAACAGGUCAUAGUCGAUCCCAGUUCAGUCGUCAAAGAACUGGUUGACAAUGCUCUCGACGCUCGAGCAAAGAGCAUAUUUGUGGACAUUACAGCGAAUACACUCGACUUGAUACAGGUUAAGGAUGAUGGUCAUGGCAUUCCGGCUCAAGAUCGCCCCCUCGCAUGUCGUCGUUACUGCACGAGCAAGAUCAGGGACUUUCACGACUUGAAAGACGUGGGAGGGAAAUGGCUUGGUUUCCGCGGCGAGGCUCUGGCAAGCAUGGCUGGGAUCAGUGGCGCGCUUUCGGUCACGACGAGAGUGGAAGGCGAACCAGUUGCCGUCAAGCUAGUUUACGGUCGCGAUGGCGAGCUUACCACGGAUUCGCAUCCGGUCGGCACUACGGUCAAGGUGACCAACAUCUUCAAACCGAUACCAGUCCGAAUCCAAGCAUCGAUAAAGAACUCAGCAAAAUGCCUUGCUAAGAUUCGACGGCUGAUGCAAGCUUACGCGCUGGCCAGGCCUGCCGUCCGGUUCAGACUGCACGUACUAAAAGCGAAGAACAACAAGGGUGACUUCAUCUACGCGCCAAAAACCAGCGCAAAUGUUGAAGAUGCUGUGUUAAAGAUCAUCGGAAAAGACUGCGCUCUCCAAUGCGACUGGACUGCCCUAGAAACAGAUGGUCUCGAGAUACAUGCUUUCCUCCCCAAGCCUACUGCAAAUGGAUCCAAGAUUUCCAAUUAUGGUGGCUUCAUCUCCGUCGACUCGAGGCCAAUGUCCAACGUUCGCGGAUUCCCCAAACGGAUAGUGAAUGCUUUCAGAGGUAGACUUCGCAAAGCAAACACCUCGCUCAGAGAGGUGAGAGACCCUUUCUUCUGCAUCAAUAUUAUCUGCCCACCCGACAGCUACGAUCCCAACCUGGAACCAGCAAAAGACAAUGUAGUAUUUGACGAUGAAGAUCUGGUAGUGAGCGCCGUCGAUAAACUACUAACAUCCUACUAUCCCGAAGCCGUUGUCGAGGUUGAAGAGAUUGAAUCCCCAAUAUCUGCCCAGCAGUCGCAGGAAGUGCAAAUCGAGCAACAGUCAAUGCUACAAGUAGUACCUGCUUGUGUUUGCGAUGAUGAUGAUACACGGGAGAUUGGCGAGCCGUUGCCCAUUCCACAGGACGAGUUGCCGCGGUGGAGAUCCAGUAUGUAUGGCAUUGAUGAGGAUGAUCUGCAAUUUCUGCAUAAGGAGCAACCUCCAGUGAUAGAGGAAGAAGAAGGACGUCAAGCGACAGAUACAUCCAACCCAUGGACGAUCGCGAGGAUGAAUGCCGCCACGAAACAAAACAAGUCGAUUGGGAACGGUCAACUGCCCAGUCCAGCCAAGAGUCGAGGCGAUAUAUUUAUAGGUUCUAACUCUCCCACAACCGCAGUCACACCACGCCAGACUCCGCCGAUCGAGCCAUUGACACCCCAAACUUCGGCAAGAUCGAAUGCACGGAGAUCAUUGUCAGAUGAAGAGUUGGAACGUGGCAUUCGGCAUCUGCCCCGGUCGUCUCCUGAACAGCGACCUACAAGGGGCUGCAGCAGAGUAUCACAAGAACGAGAGCAGUUUGGUAUCACUCCACCCGAGACCAGAUUUGCAGCUCAAAUGCCCCAAAAUCUCUCUCAGCGUCCGAAUAUGCUUCUUUCAGAGGAAAAUCAACACAACUUCGCAUCAGCUGGAUCGUUGUAUGGGUCACCACAUGGUUACGAUAUGCCUCCUCCAAUAUCUUCGGCUCCACGCCAUCGCCAACGUAAGCAGCAAUCAUACAACAACACGCCGUUUGUAUCACCUGCACGACAACCAAACGACACGUGGUUUGGUCAACCGAUGGCUGGAGCAGAGUCGUCUCAGCCAACUCGCCGCCAAAAGCGUGCCAGAAACCAAGACGUACCUUUGUUUCCGAGUGACAAUACGUUCAGCACCCGAAGGCCAAUUCCGACUGAGGCCAACCUGUCAUCUGAUGCCAUAACUUACCCAGAAAACAACUCUGACAUUCGUAAUUUUUUCAGGCAAAACCAGAGUCAACACAACGGUCUUUCUCAGAACAGUCAGCCAAUGCCACCAUUCAGUGUUAGUUCGAGGGCCACCUCUGCAGAACCGCAGCCACGUUCGAACCUCACCAGAAAGCAACUGCUACUUCACUCUGACCGUGGUGCAAGCUUCGAGCCGCACGACAUCACUGAGCAGCUACGAGCGUACGUCGAGCGAGAAGCCCCCUAUGCAAAACCAUCUCUAUCCAGAGCAACAUCCUCCGAGCCGAUCCAACACCCAAACCAUGCUAGCAACUCGCUCAACACCCAUGAAAGCAAUAACAUGAGACCAGAGCCUCGCAACACGGGCACCAGUCCUUUCCACCCACCCUCUCCACACCCUCCAAGUAAACCGGCCCACGAAACCCCCAUACACCAACCCCUCAAACCCCACCCAACAGACCCCCCGCACCGCACCAAAUCCUCCAAACUCCCCCUCGAACGCACACCCAACGGGCACCGCAUCCACGACCUCAUCCUUCCAGUGACCACGAGCGCGACAUGCAUACUCAACGCGUCCUGGAAGUUAGACAUGCGCUGCAACACUCUGGAGUGGGGGUACAGCGCUGGACACGCGUAUGACGUGCUUGCAGAGCCGGUUUCGGCGGGGAGGGUUGGGGAGUGGGUGGGCAGGAUUGAGGGGUUGUUGGGUGGGCGGUAUGAGAGGGUGGGUGAGGUGGGGGUUGGGGGUGUGUUGUUUGAGGGGGUGGGGAGGGCGGUUGGAUCUGCAGGCAUUUUAGACUCGGCGACCGUGGCCUCGCCCACACGCUUACUCACUACCAAAGCCAACCGUGCGGAGGGCAUCGACGCUCCCGAUGGCCCCGUUUCAAGUGUGGAAUCGGUUGUUAACGCUAACGUCGGUGCUGGUGUGGAUAUGAAUGCGAAAGAUAAGCUCGACGACGACGGCGAUGAGCUUGUCUUUGAUGACGAUAUGUUGAUGGACUUUUAGUCUUUCGGAGCGAUCGAGGAGAAAGGGGGUCAUCCAGAUAAGCACAAGACGUAGCGUGUAGACAAAAAAGCAGGAUCAUCUGGGCCUUGAAUGUCGAAACAACAGGUAACAUGACAUGGGGAG